AUGGCUCCUUCAGCACUCUCGGAUACGAAUCCAAUCAGUGCUACGCACUAUAACACCAAAAGCCAAAUAUUAGCUUCUGUGUUGCAUGGGCCAAGAGAUUUGCGGCUCGAAGUCAGAUCUAUAUCAGACCCUGCACCUCACGAGCUCCAGAUUGCCAUUCGAGCCACUGGUGUCUGUGGGAGCGACUGCGCUUACUAUCAAACGUUCCGGAAUGGUAACUUGCAGGCAGUAGCCCCCCUUGCCCUUGGUCACGAGUCGGCAGGACUAGUGGUAAGCAUUGGUGACGCUGUAACGGGCUUCCGAAUCGGAGAUCGCGUGGCGCUCGAGGUUGGCGUACCUUGCGACAGCUGCAGAUCCUGUCGAAAGGGCCGCUAUAAUUUGUGUCCGAAGAUGCGAUUUCGAAGCAGUGCAAAAUCUUUUCCACAUUUUCAAGGAACCCUCCAGGAACGCAUCAACCAUCCGGCAAAGUGGUGUCAUAAGAUUCCAGGAAAUGUAUCGUGGGAUUCGGCAGCGCUCUUAGAGCCGUUAUCCGUUGCCAUUCACGCGACAAGAAGGGCGUGUAUCGAGCAGGGUGACUCCGUGAUCGUCUUCGGUGCAGGCACUGUGGGCCUUCUGACCGCUGCGAUGGCAAAAUUAUCGGGUGCGACGACGGUGACAGUCGCCGACAUAGAUAGAGGACGUGUCGACUAUGCUAUCGAACAUGGCUUCGCGACCCGGGGACUUGUUGUGUAUGUCGAUACGCCGCGAUCUCGGGAGGAAGACCAGUUUGCCGCGGCCAAAGAUCUGGCGAACAAGGUCAUGGAGGUAACUUGCGCUGGUGAAGUCGAUUCUGAAGGUGCCGAUGUAACAUUUGAUUGUACAGGCAAGGAGAUCUGUAUGCAAGCAGGUUUAUACGCAACUCGACCAGGUGGCCAGCUCAUCAUGGUUGGAAUGGGAACCCCUGUACAGACCUUGCCCAUAUCAGCUUCUCUUCUGAAAGAAAUUGAUAUCAUAGGCAUCUUUCGAUAUGCAAACACAUAUCCGACAGGUAUCAAGAUCUUGGCCUCCGGGAGACUACCAAGUAUGGACAAGAUGGUAACACAUCGAAUAAAAGGUCUCAGGGCAGCCAAGGAUGCAUUUGAUUUGGCGUGCAGGACAAAAGACAAGGAUGGUAAACUCAUUCUCAAAGUGAUAGUAGAGACUUCAUGAGUCGAUCGGAAUCAGAAAGUUUCCGUGGCCUGUCUACCAGU
Messenger RNA from Pseudovirgaria hyperparasitica, 1229 nucleotides. Its product is annotated as GroES-like protein. NCBI's taxonomy places the organism in Eukaryota, Fungi, Ascomycota, Dothideomycetes, Acrospermales, Acrospermaceae. The record is from RefSeq and is a predicted model, not a curated record. Gene Ontology annotation, molecular function: zinc ion binding; L-iditol 2-dehydrogenase (NAD+) activity. The transcript is spliced from 4 exons. The coding region runs from base 1 to 1188 and encodes 395 amino acids. Gene Ontology annotation, biological process: D-sorbitol catabolic process.